AUGGACCCACAAAAAUAUAAAGCAUUUGCCACUCAGUACAGAGCAAUGAAUCCUGAAGCUGAUGAUGCAACGAUUGUUGAUAGGUUUCAAGAACAAGAUCUUCUCAGUGAAUCUGACUUUCUCAAGCUCUGCCCACCUCCUCUUAGCUACAUUAACAGAGCCAGAAGUACUGGAACCACAAACUCUAUGUAUGCCUGCAUGCCAAAGUCUGUCAUUACAUGGGAUGACUUUGAGGACAAUGUAAAUAAUACCACCUGGGAUGGCACCCCAAAGUACUCCUGUCUGGAAUUUCAACAAUACCUAAGAAUAUGCAAUGAAGAGAGUGUGAGGGAAGCACUCAACCAAAAUGUAUUUCGUUUUCUCAAUAUUCUGCUGGAACAACAUGAAGUAUUUGAUCGCCAUGCUUCUUUAGAAAAUGUCAUAGGAGAGCCAGAUUUCAUACAGAAAGAUUUGAAUGUCCUGCAUCUCAUUAUUGAGGUAAAAACAAAGUGGGCUUUAUCUACAGAUGACCUGGUGACAAUGUAUGCCCAGAAUCUCGUUGAGCAUAUCACCUCUCCAAUAUCUGUUUACAAUCAACUGAAGCAGGUUUUUGGAUACCUUUCACACAACCAUCUCCAGUUCGGAGCUCUUACUACUUAUGAUAAAACUUGGUUUCUAUACAGACCUCUUGAAGAACCCAGUCAGCUCCAUGUCUCACCUGCCAUUCAAUAUAAUAAUCAACAGCCAACACUGUUCCAAUGUCUUUUCUAUCUCACCUCUCUGGCUCACAACAAGCAUAACUGCGAUUCUGCACCAUCAUUACCACUACCAUCACAGCCUCAUGAUGAUGAUCCAUCACCUGAUGAUGACAAUGGAGAUUCUUCCUAUGAUGAUGGUGGACAAAAUAAAAAACAAAAAUCAAGCAAGGAGAACACCAGAAGAAGAAAUCCCAAGAGAAACUGCAGAAAUAAGAUGGGAGACAAAGGAGGCAAGAGAAUAAAAACAAUUACUUGUCCAAGUCAUCCAUUGAAUGGAGAAGAAGAGCAUGUGCCCUUGGAAUUCUUUGACUGGGGAAGCUUCAGAGUACUCAACAUCCUUGGAAAGGGCCAUACUGGGACAGUGUUCAAGGCUAUUCUGCAUGGAGAGAUGGUGGCAUUAAAAAUAUGUGAUUUGUGGCAACAUCCAGACUAUGAAAAGGAAUUACUCAAUGAGGUCAAGGUAUAUAAUGCUUUGAAGGACCUGCAGGGAGAUUGCAUUCCAAGGUUCAAGGGUGCUGGAUACACUGCUGGUGGACUAUUUGCCAUUGCAACAGACAUUGUUGGUAGGCCCCUGGAGGAUGUGGAAAGCUUGAGUAAGCAGGAGCAUCUGGUGAUUCAAACAGCACUGGAAUCAAUCCAUCACCAUGGUUUUGUCCACAAUGACAUUUGUGAGGACAACAUUCUGAUUAAACACGAUGGCUGCCAAUUCUAUGCUUUUUUCAUUGAUUUUGCCUUCUCAAAGCAAGGCUGUCAACAUGACUUCCAGAAGGAGAUGAAGUCAUUGGCAAGGCUUCUCAGACAGUUGUAG
Molecule: messenger RNA, 1545 nt
Organism: Paraglomus brasilianum
Lineage: Eukaryota; Fungi; Glomeromycota; Glomeromycetes; Paraglomerales; Paraglomeraceae
Source: the annotation of a GenBank genome assembly